AUGUUUUUCAGUCAAGGUAUCUUCUGUGGUAUAUCCAACACUUGGGAUUCUUUGCUAAAAGACACAGAGGCUGAGGCUAAGGAAUUAUUAGAAAUUUCCCAGAAACUUGUGAGUAGUAUCAGUGUUCCAUUGUUUGAUCGAGCAUCCAAGAAAAAAAAUCUAUUGAAAAAGAUAUUUACAUAUAGAGAAAAUCUUGAAAUUCAACUUGAUAAGAAAGAAGACUCACUAAAUAAGUGCUUAAAAGAUUAUACAGAAUCAUGGAGCAAGUACAAACUUUAUUCUAAAGAUCCACAAAAGGAGCAACAUGUGUCAACCAUCUGCUUUAAUUGUCACAAUGAUUAUGUGUGGCAACUUUCAGGAUUUAAUAAAUCAAAUGAAGUUUUGUAUGAGAUACUCAUACCUGAACUUCUUAAGGAUUGUCAAGACACCUUAAAUGACAUUGGUGUUUCAUAUUCUUCUCUAAUGCUGAAGUUCAAUGAUAUACAACAAGAAAAAUUAAAAAAUCGUCUAGAAAAUAUGCAAGUAAUUAAAGCUAUGUUCUCCUCCAUCAAUGCACAUAAUGACAUUUCAAAUUAUGUUCAAACACUUGAUUCCUGCUCAUCAAAAGUUCCUUUUCGAUCACAUGACAGCCCUGAUGACACACAGACGACGGAUCCACUUGGUGUAAAAAUUUUACUAAAUCCGUUGACAGAACCUGCUUUGAAACGAAAAUAUUAUUUAAUGAGUGAAAAGCUUUCAGAUGUUGUCAAUCUGGUUGACAAAGACCAAACAGCUUUGAAAUCUCUCAUGCAAUUAAAGAACAGUUAUAUUGAUAAUCCAUCUUAUGGUAAUCCGGAUGGAAUGCACGAAGAUGUUUUAAAAAAUGAUUUUGAACUAAAACAGAAACGAUUGCAACUAGCUGUUCUUACUGCACAGCUGAAGUUAUUUUCAAAUGAUAUGGUUCAAGAGAUGGGUCCCAUGGAAAGCGCUAUCGAUAGCGAGGAAAACGAAACAAAUGCCUACUCUGUUGUUGAAAGAGAGAAUGAAAAAGCAGCACAUCAAUUUGUUCCUUAUGCUGUGAAAAAACCUGGUUUAUGUGCUUAUUGCAAAGGAGUUCUUUUUGGUAUUGGAAAACCUACUGUACGCUGUAAAAUUUGUAAAUUAAUCGUUCAUCAAAAAUGUGAAAUUAACAUGCCUUAUUGUACAGGUGCUCCCCAACAGCGUCCACUUUCGAAAUUCCUUGCGCUAAGAUCAAAAUCAAUCGACUCAAGAACUUCGGUGUAUGAAGAAGAAAACGAUGAAGACAAUCAUUUAUACUCAGACAUUGGCACAGCACAUGUAACAGUGAAGCCAAAACGACGUCACAGUGGUAAAAUUGCUGAGGAAAGAUCUAUAUUCGUUAACGGAAGUUAUGGUUCAUCGGCUAAUAUUGUUCCAUCACCACCUGUGAUUCCUGCAAAGCCGCCGUUAAAGAAGAAACCUCAACAAUGUGUGAUCUUAUAUGACUAUGACGCGACAUCAGAAGGAGAUCUCACUGUAAAAGCUGGACAAAGGAUGACUUUAAUCAACAGCUCAUCGUCAGAUUGGUGGGAGGGUUCAUACAAAGGAAGUGUUGGAUUUUUUCCAGCAUCAUAUGCUAUGAAAGUCCGAGAAAAAGAAGUUAUUCUAAAAUGCCUGUACGAUUUUGAUGGUGAGGAAGAAGAUGAACUAUCUAUUUCAGAAGGACAGAUACUCGUGCUUAUAGAGGAUGAAGGCAACGGUUGGAUGGUUGGACGAGCGGUUGAUGGUGAAGGAAUUUUUCCUUCCACAUACGUGGAAAGAUUUUCCAAGAUCUAGUUUUUUUGUGUCACAUGACUGGUAUUUUAUAGAAACAUGAGAAUCUACAGGAUCGUCCUGGUGUAGAAGUGGGAAAAUUUUUAAAAAAGACCCAAAGGAAGUAGAAAGGGAAAAUGUGUCUAUAGUUCACGAACAAAGUGUUCAAAAUUUGAUUGUGUUGCAGGUCCCCUAAUUUCUCUAAACGGCCCUAAAAAAUCUGGAACACGUGUUUUUCAUUUGAGUUUUGACAUUUGAAAGAUAUUUUCACUUGUAAAAAUAAGUAUAUAAUAUUUAGAAUGCAGUUUUUGUAAAUAAAAUGGAAUCGCCAUA
Messenger RNA from Xenia sp. Carnegie-2017, 2124 nucleotides. Its product is annotated as protein BZZ1-like. Gene Ontology annotation, biological process: skeletal muscle contraction; positive regulation of voltage-gated calcium channel activity; positive regulation of protein localization to plasma membrane. NCBI's taxonomy places the organism in Eukaryota, Metazoa, Cnidaria, Anthozoa, Malacalcyonacea, Xeniidae. Gene Ontology annotation, molecular function: protein binding. The transcript is spliced from 19 exons. Gene Ontology annotation, cellular component: extrinsic component of cytoplasmic side of plasma membrane. Bases 1 to 1815 code for a protein of 604 amino acids. The record is from RefSeq and is a predicted model, not a curated record.